UAAAUGAACAGGCCAAUCCCGUGGCCAAGGAGAAGCUCUCCCCCUCUCUCCUUUGUUGUUCUGACGGGCAAGGUGCCAGCGGGUUUUGUAAGCACCUGAGAACAGCAAUGACAAGGAGAGCCUGAGUCACAGAGGCACAGGUGGCUUUGGCAUCUUCCCCGACACAGUGGUCAGAAAGAACCCACACACGCCGCUCCUGAUGAAGAAGACUAAGAAGGAUGGUCAUCAGGCUUUGCUCAACGAAGGAGAGGAGAAUGAGCUGGAGGUGUUCGGCUACCACACCCAGCCUCUGCGGAGAGCCCUGUGCCUUGUCACAGCCAUCCUGACUCUUGGGGCCCUUCAGCUGAUGUUCUACUGGAGGCCUGAGUGGUGGGUGUGGAGCAGUUGCAUCCCCUGCCCCUUGCAGGAAGCAGACACAGUUUUGCUGAGGACAACAGAUGAAUUUCGAAGAUACAAGAGAAAAAAGGUCUUCUGCCUCCACUUAUCCACACUGAAGUUCCCUAUAAGCGAGGACCCAGAGGACCCUCUGGUGGCUGACCACCACUCUGUCAUAAACCAAGCUGUAUCGAAGCCAGACUUAAAACUACGAUGCAUCCAAGUGCAGAAAAUCAGGUACGUGUGGGAUUUCUUGGAGAAGCGGUUUCAGAAAGUUGGGCUGCUGGAGGACAAGAACUCCUGCUUUGACAUCCACCAUACAUUUGGAUUGGGUCUGACCAGUGAAGAACAAGAGGUCAGGAGGUUAGUGUGUGGGCCCAACGCCAUCGAGGUGGAGAUCCAGCCCAUAUGGAAGCUGCUCGUUAAACAGGUCUUAAAUCCAUUCUAUGUGUUCCAAGCCUUCACCCUCACUCUGUGGCUGUCUCAAGGUUACAUAGAAUACUCCGUGGCCAUCAUCAUUUUGACCGUCAUCUCCAUUGUCUUAAGUGUGUAUGAUUUGAGACAGCAAUCAGUUAAGCUGCACAAGCUUGUGGAGGAGCACAACAAGGUCCAGGUCACAAUCACCAUGAAAGGCAAAGGUCUGCAGGAGCUGGAGUCCCGUCUCCUGGUUCCGGGAGACAUUCUUGUUCUUCCAGGGAGAACUGCAUUGCCCUGUGAUGCUGUCCUGAUCGAUGGGAGUUGUGUAGUGAAUGAAGGAAUGCUCACAGGAGAAAGUAUACCUGUUACAAAGACACCAUUGCCCCAAACGGAAAACACCAUGCCCUGGAAAUCCCACAGCUUGGAGGACUACCGGAAACACGUGCUUUUCUGUGGAACGGAAGUGAUCCAGGUCAAGCCAUCUGGGGAGAGACCUGUGAGAGCUGUUGUUCUGCAGAUAGGCUAUAAUACAGCAAAAGGGGACUUGGUGAGAUCCAUCCUGUACCCCCGACCUCUGAACUUCAAACUGUAUAACGAUGCCUUCAAGUUCAUUGUGUUCCUGGCCUGCAUUGGUGUUGUGGGAUUUUUCUAUGCCCUAGGUGUCUACAUGUACCAUGAAGUUCCUCCAAGAGAAACCGUAACCAUGGCUCUGAUUCUCCUCACUGCUACUGUUCCUCCCGUGCUCCCAGCCGCCCUGACCAUAGGCAAUGUGUACGCCCAGAAAAGGCUCAAGAAGAAGAUGAUUUUCUGCAUCUCCCCACAAAGAAUCAACAUGUGUGGCCAGAUAAACCUCGUGUGCUUUGACAAAACAGGAACUCUCACAGAAGAUGGGCUGGACCUCUGGGGGACCGUUCCUACUGCUGCCAACUGUUUCCAGGCAGUCCACAGCUUUGCCUCAGGCAAGGCUGUGCCCUGGGGCCCGCUGUGUGCAGCCAUGGCCAGCUGCCACUCCCUGAUCCUUCUUGAUGGGACCAUUCAAGGAGACCCUUUGGACCUCAAAAUGUUUGAAGGCACUGGCUGGAAUAUGGACGAUUGCCAAGGGGCUUCCUGCAAGUUUGGCACGCCAGGUUCAAGCACAGUAAUAAAACCAGGACCAAAAGCCAGUCAGAGUCCUGUGGACACCAUCACCACCCUGUGCCAGUUUCCGUUUUCCUCAGGACUGCAGAGGAUGUCCGUGGUUGCUCAGCUGGCUGGUGACCUUCACCUCCAUGUCUACAUGAAGGGUGCCCCGGAAACGGUGGCCACGUUCUGCCGCUCUGAAACAGUGCCCAAGAAUUUCCCUCAGGAACUGAAGAACUACACAGUGCAAGGCUUCCGUGUCAUUGCCCUUGCCCAUAAAACCCUGAAGAUGGAGAAGCUUUCAGAUGUGGGACGUUUAGCAAGGGAGAAAGUGGAGUCUGAGUUGGAAUUUCUGGGACUUCUUAUAAUGGAGAAUCGCUUGAAAAAGGAAACAAAGCCAGUGCUGAAGGAGCUGAUGGAGGCCCGCAUCAGGACUGUGAUGAUUACAGGUGACAAUCUUCAGACUGCCAUCACCGUGGCUAAAAGUUCUGAAAUGAUUCCUGUGGGCAGCCGGGUCAUCAUUGUUGAGGCUAAUGAGCCAGAAGAACUUCUUCCUGCUUCUGUGACCUGGCAGCUGGUGGGGACCCAAGAGCCAGGCCCUGGGAAGAAGGAAACCUACAUUGAUGUUGGAAACAGUUUUGGUGGAAAAGGUUACCAUUUCGCAAUGAGUGGGAAGACAUACCAAGUACUAUUUCAGCAUUUCUCCAGCAUGCUGCCAAAAAUUCUGGUUAAUGGAACCAUUUUUGCAAGGAUGUCGCCUGGGCAGAAAUCAAGCCUUGUGGAAGAAUUUCAGAAAUUAAACUACUAUGUGGGCAUGUGUGGAGAUGGAGCCAAUGACUGUGGGGCUUUGAAAAUGGCUCAUGCGGGCAUCUCACUAUCAGAACAGGAAGCAUCCGUGGCAUCUCCCUUCACGUCAAAGACAGCCAAUAUCGAGUGUGUACCUCAUCUCAUCAGGGAGGGUCGAGCUGCUUUGGUUUCAUCCUUUGGCGUAUUUAAAUACUUGUCCAUGUAUGGCAUCAUCCAGUUUAUUGGAACAUCACUUCUCUACUGGCAACUGCAGCUCUUCGGUAAUUACCAGUAUCUCAUGCAAGACGUGGCCAUCACACUCAUGGUCAGCUUAACGAUGAGUAUAAACCAUGCCUACCCGAAGCUGGCUCCAUAUAGACCAGCAGGACAGCUGCUUUCUCCUCAGUUGCUCCUCUCAGUCUUCCUGAAUUCCUGCUUCACCUGCAUUGUGCAGGUGUGUGCUUUUCUCGCCGUGAAGCAGCAGCCUUGGUACUGUGAGGUCUAUAAAUACAGCAAAUGCUUUCUGGUCAACCAAAAUAAUUUCUCAACCAAUAUGAGCUUGGAGCGAAACUGGACUGGAAACGCGACAAUGGUUCCUGCUUCUGUUCUAAGUUUUGAAAGCACCACUCUGUGGCCCAUCAUCACCUUCAACUGUAUCUCAGCAGCGUUUGUUUUUUCUAAGGGGAAGCCCUUUCGGAAACCCAUCUACACAAACUAUUUAUUCUCACUUCUGCUGACAUCUGCAAUGGGCCUCACGAUUUUCCUUCUGUUUUCUGAUUUUCAAGAUAUAUACCAUGGAAUGGAGUUCAUCCCAACGGUCAUGUCAUGGAGGGUUUCAAUUCUGGCGGCAGCCUUUGUCCAGUUCUGCGUGGCCUUCUUUGUAGAGGAUGCCAUCCUUCAGAAUAGAGAGCUCUGGCUGCUUAUAAAGAAAGAAUUUGGAUUCUACUCAAAAAGUCAGUAUAGGAUCUUGCAGAGAAAGCUGGAAGAAGACUCUACCUGGCCUCCCUUGGACCGGACAGAUUAUGCGGGCAACGGCAAAAAUGGAUUCUAUAUCAACAGAGCCUAUGAAAGCCCUGAAGAGGUCCCCAAAGGGAAACUCAAGCUAGGAGGGCAAGCUUCAGAACAGCACUUUUGGACCAGACUGUAACCUGAGUUACUGUCAUGUUUGUUCCACAACAUCCAUCACCUUUUGCCCUCUCCCGCCCCACCUAAACAUUGUGGAGAGGUGAAAACUGCAUACCCUUCUCUUCUCUCUCCAUUUAAGCAUCCAAUGCACUUCAACCUACUGAGCCUUGCAGCAGAGGACCUUAAGCAUUCAUUAUAUCCUUCACUAGUGAGAGAGAAAACUGCAUGUCUCAGAUCACCAUUUUAAUAAACUGUAUUCAUACUGUUUUGUUCUAAAUGCAUAGCUCUCUUACAAUGAAAUUAGAUGUAUAGGCAUCAGACGAGAAACAAAACAACGAGGAAGCAUUUCGUGUUUGAAAGUUAGAGUAAUGUAUUCAUUGAUGUACAUUUCCUUAAUAUUACAUUAAUUUGUGAAGCACAUUCAUAUACAUAUCUUGGCCCAGGAUCACUAAGUCACUCCUGAUUUGCUUCUUUGGUAUGGCUUCAAUAGAGAAAGAAAAAAAGCCAGAAAGCACAGGAAGCCAGAGUUGUGUGGAAGUAGAGAACGGUAGAGAUCGGUGCUAAUCAUUAAUAAUCAUGCUAUGAGCAUUGCUAAAAUGUAAAUAAACGACACCAAACUUAGCACAUUCCCAAAGUAUAUUCUAAGGGACCAGUGGCUCUAACAGUUCAGAGUAAAUGAAAAUAUUGAAAUAAACUGUUAAAAUGUAUUUUUUACUUUCUAAGUUAUGUUACCUUCGUUAUUAUUAUCAAUACGCAAAAGUACCAAAUUUACUUUUAAAAGCUUCCCUGAACUCAUCAUUCAUUGAUCAUCUAAAAACAAAAUUUUAAGGAAGGGACUUAUGAUGAUUUUUAUCCACACUAUUAGAAUCUUUGGGAUAUGACGCAAACUAUUUCAUUGACUUAAUUAUCCAAAUCAUCAUAGAUAUUCAUUAAAGACAACAAAAAGAUACAUCCUUCUCAAUGUUUUCUGUAUACAAGUUAGUACUUUUUUUUUUAAUGUGUAUCACCCUUGUUGCAAGUUGGAGAGGAACUAAUUCUAGUGAACAUUUGAAAUUAACCAGGUUUUCUUUUAACUACUAAGUUUGAUUUUGUUAAUUAACAACAAAUCUUUUAUAAUCAUCAGUAACUCAUCAACUAAACCCCAUGAAUAUCAACUAUGUGAGUAAGACCACAAUGUAAUAGAUUCAUUAUAAGUUAGAUAUUGGUUCACCAUUUUGUAAUCUUUAGUUUUCAACAUUUUAGCAAGUUAUGGCUGCAAAUGGCAUUAUAAACACUGCUGCUCAAACCAGCAUCACCAGUGUGCAUGCCUAUAAAAACAAAUAUGUUUGCCUUUAAGCUUUUUUUGUGUGUUCACAGAUGUUCGGAGAGUGAUAAUUUUAAAACUGUCCAAUUUACUCGCUGCAAUGAUUAAUUUUAAUUGUCAACUUGAUCAUAAGAGAGAGAUUUCUGGUACAUCUGUAAAGGUGUUUCCAGAAAGUUUUCACUGAGAUGGGAAGACUGCAAAAUGUUGGUGGUACCAUCCGUGGACCUGGUCCUUGAUAGAAUAAAGAUGAGAAAGGAUGCUGAGUACCAACGCCCCUUUCUCUCGUGUCAUGAUUGUGGACACACUGUGACCAGAUGUCCUGUACUCUGAUGACACACUUUCCCAGGCAAUGAACUGCAGUUUUCCUCUAAAACUCCGAGCCCAAGGAAACCACUCUCCUCUUAAGUUGCCUCUGUCAGGUAUUUAAUAAUAGCAGCAAGAGAAGAAACUAGUGCAGUGCCUAGCAAACGUAACGGAAUUAAAACUCUUUUUAAAAAGGCUUUGGGGCUGGAGAGAAGGCUCCGCAUUUGAGCACGAAGGAGCAGUUUGGAUGCCACCACCCACGUUAAGCAGCCAAGGGACUCUUGUAGCUCCAGCUCUGGGGAAUCUGACACCUCUUCCAGCCUCUGCAGGCAUACAUUUGUGUUCACACACACAUGAAAAAGAAAAUAACAUUUUUUUAAAGCAUGUUACCUUAUCAUUAAAAAAGAAUAACAACCUUAAAGCUACAGAAGCAAAAAUUUCCUUUAGCUGACAGUCCUAUUUGGUAAUUUCACACUUAAAAAUGAACAGAUUCAGUUGAUAGAAUGUGAAAUUUAGAUAGCAUGUUUUAUUUGUUAUAUGUACAUAUUCAACAAACCUACGGACCUUUCUUUCCUAGUAUUAUCAAUAACCUAUCCCUGAUGCAGGUGGUCUUUACAUUUCAGUAUUUGGAACAUGAUAGAGUUGAGCUCCAUUACUGACUGUUGAAAAUAUGCCUGAACAACAUUUCAUAGUGUCGGGAAAAUGGCUGACCCAGCAAUCAUGUGGGUAUUGAGUACCUACAGGAAACCAAACCCAGCUAUUUUGAGCUGCCCAUCCUAAGACUGGCCGUUUUAAUGGCAAACUGAAGUUACAGAAGCCUCCCACAGCUGAUAAGGAAAUGAACCCAUGAAUUAGAAAGCCCAUUUCUGAUGUUUUCUUUUAACAUGUUCUUUAUCUUCUAGACUGCAUAAGUCAGAGUUCUCUAGAAAGGUUGAAGCCCCGGGAGGCUUUUCAUUCUGAAUCCCACCGCUCCCUCUUCCUGGCCAGCAAUUCUGGGUAAUUCUGCCAAACACAAAUGCCCUACUGUGGGUUAUGUUGCCCUCUGUAAAUGUCUGUUAUUGAGAAGUCAGCACAUCAGGGGAACUUAGUCGCUGUACCUGGCCUCACCUUAAUAGGACAAUUCCAGAAAACUGCAUAUACUUUGGCAGCAGAGACCUAUAUUCAAGAUAAAAGUUACCUCCUGCCGUCCCAGAAGACCAAGGGGGUGGGGAGGGAGACCAAGUGUUGGGAUUAAAACAAGAAUGGCCUGUUAAGGAAAAGUAAAGACAGAGGGUCUCUGGGGCUGGAAUGGCAACACAUGCUUAUGUUACCAUGACUGUUGCCCACCCCCAUCAGCUUGACUGUUUCUAGCCCCAGAGAAAAAUCAGUUUAGUAGGUUUGAGGUUUCCACCGAGUCUUGUGCAGCUCCUUUAUUAUAUUCUAUCAUUUUCUACCCCAUGUUCACUGACAUGUUUUCCUUGUUGGCCGACAUGCUUUUGAUCAUGAUAAAAAAAGGAUGCCAGGCUGGCUGUGUGGUUUAUGGAGCAAUGCUAUGAUACCCUCAUGAUUACCUUCAUGUAGAAAGACUUAGAUUCCCCCUUUCCUGGCCUGCUGCUACCAAGAAUUUCACAGAAAACCGUACUAAAAGGGUGGUUUAAUUCAACAUGUAAUCAAUAAAACAAAAGAAUAAGAUAAUGGAAUUCCUUGACUCACAAUAAAAGUCUUUAAAGGGAUAUGGGAUUUUUUUGUGUUAUAAAUAUAGCACACUUUACAUCAAUAUUAAUGAUCACUUGCCAAGGCUCAAAGGUCAAACCACUGAGCUACUAUACAUUCUAGAGGAAACAAUUUAGCUCAAAAAAUACAGUCCGUUGCUGAUCACUGAUUCCUGUCAAGCAACUGGGUUCUAGGGAAUUCACUGGGUCUGAAAGUGCAACAAAAAGCCAGGAGAUGGCUCAGUGGGUAAAGCAUUUUACACACAAGCAUGAGGUCUUGAGUUUCAAUCCCCAGGGUCCGGAGUGCAUCUGUGAUUCCAGACCUCCUGCAGUGAGCUCUCAGCAGGCACAGGGGACUCUGGCAGCUCGUGGGCCAGCUAAGCCUGUCAUAAGUUGCGAAAGACAACAUACCCUGUCUCAAAAAAUUAAAAGUUUAAAAGGUGGAGACCAGAGACUGAUACCCAAGACUGCCCCUGCACAUGUUCGCCAUUUAUAAACACUCCACACGUAUGAAUACACGCAGGCCCCUCCCACCCUCUUUUUACAUGCCCCACCUACACAGGUGUCGAUAUAUAUAA
Molecule: messenger RNA, 7697 nt
Organism: Meriones unguiculatus (Mongolian gerbil)
Lineage: Eukaryota; Metazoa; Chordata; Mammalia; Rodentia; Muridae
Gene: Atp13a5
Product: ATPase 13A5
Exons: 30
Coding region: 200-3844 (1214 amino acids)
Biological process (GO): intracellular calcium ion homeostasis; polyamine transmembrane transport
Cellular component (GO): late endosome membrane
Molecular function (GO): ATP hydrolysis activity; ATP binding; ATPase-coupled monoatomic cation transmembrane transporter activity
Source: RefSeq, a predicted model, not a curated record